This is a messenger RNA of Colletotrichum truncatum, 1335 nucleotides long. Its product is annotated as serine/threonine-protein kinase SRPK3. Gene Ontology annotation, biological process: peptidyl-serine phosphorylation; peptidyl-threonine phosphorylation. The record is from RefSeq and is a predicted model, not a curated record. NCBI's taxonomy places the organism in Eukaryota, Fungi, Ascomycota, Sordariomycetes, Glomerellales, Glomerellaceae. Gene Ontology annotation, molecular function: protein serine/threonine kinase activity; ATP binding.
AUGGGCACCACAAGCCGACUUAACAGGGCUCCUAAUCGUCAACGGCAGCUGGACCUACUCACGCAUCCUGAUCAUAUGUGGAGGAGGCUCUUCGUCCGCGGAAAAAAUGACGAACUCGAGAGACUUCAAGGAUUUCGCCCUGGUGGAUACUUUCCUCUUCAUUUACACGAUGAGCUUCACAACGGCCGGUAUCGAAUCAUUCACAAGCUCGGCCAUGGCGGCCUUGCGACUGUCUGGCUCUGCAGGGACGAGAAUGCCGAUACACCCACAUAUGUGGCUAUAAAGAUUCUUGUCGCCAGCGAAGUGGAACACGAAAACGCCGAAAUCAAACUGGCAGCUGCCCUGAAAAAGAAGGGCCUAGACAAGAUUGCCGCUGGACAACACUUGUGUCUUCCUCAAGAGCACUUUAUAAGCCAGAGCCCAAACGGACAACACAUCUGUCUUGUCUUCCCUGUGCUUGGACCGACGGUACAUGAUGUAACAGAACUGUUCGGCCCCGGAGAAAGCUUGCCCAGGACUGUACAAGAGAUUUCACGACAUGUAGUAGAGGCUUUGGGUGUGUUGCAUGAGAACGGGGUCUGCCAUGGAGAUUUAAGACCAUCAAAUAUCCUUCUAGGCUUACAGAGCCUCGAUGGCUUGAGAGUAGAUCAGGUGUUUGCACGUCUCGAAGUGCCAGAAACCACCGAUAUUAUCAUUCGCAAGGAUGCCCACCUGACUUCUAAUAUUCCUCACGCACCGAAAUAUCUUGUCUAUCCGGUUGACUUUGGAAGCAUCGAUGCAGAAUUUGUACUACCACGUGCAAAUAUAAUUGACUUUGGUCAAUCAUUCAAUUUGUCUCAUCCACCUGCGAGCUACGGUAUUCCAACUAACUACUCGGCCCCGGAAGUUGUCCUUGAUCAUCGCGGUACUGCAGCUAUGGACAUGUGGUCACUGGGCUGUACGCUAUACGAAAUACGGCUAGGACAGCGGCUAUUUGACGUCUUCCAAUUGAUUGACACCCGCAAAGAGGACUAUGUGAAUGAGGUUGCCUCCCUCCUUGGGAAACCCCCUGGGCGAUGGGCAGAAUUCUUCGAACAGGACGACGAAGCCGAGCUAGACGUAUCCCCGGACCAUCCAUACCUGCAAGAAGAACGUGUUUAUUCAAUAUAUGAAAAACUUGCAAGUCGCCAUGACUGUAGAGGGCAGGAUUGUGACCACCCGCGAUUCCAAGUCAUUUCAGAAACCGAGGCUGCAGAUCUAGCGGAUCUAUUGGAGAAACUACUAAAAUAUCAGGCGGAGGAACGGCUAAGCGUGCGAGAAGUAUUAAAGCAUUCAUGGUUCAACACAGAUUACUGA